Messenger RNA from Ceratotherium simum simum (southern white rhinoceros), 8551 nucleotides. NCBI's taxonomy places the organism in Eukaryota, Metazoa, Chordata, Mammalia, Perissodactyla, Rhinocerotidae. The record is from RefSeq and is a predicted model, not a curated record.
CACCAUCCUCCGAGCCACCAUGGGGCUGCUACUAGCCUGCCUGGUGGCCCUCUGCCUGGCCCUAAACUUGGCCAGGGGCAAGGAGGUGCAGAGAGAGGGCAGGACACAGAACCACGGCCACAACGUCUGCAGCACCUGGGGCGACUUCCACUACAAGACCUUCGACGGCGACAUCUUCCGCUUCCCCGGCCUCUGUGACUACAACUUCGCCUCAGACUGCAGGGACGCCUACAAGGAGUUCGCCGUGCACCUGAAGCGGGGCGCAGGCAGUGAUGGGCGCCACCCCCAGGUCGAGUACAUCCUGCUGACCAUCAAGGACGACACCAUCUACCUCACCCACCAGCUGGCCGUGCUGAACGGGGCCUUGGUCAGCACCCCGCACUACAGCUCCGGGCUGCUCAUUGAGAAGAAUGACGCUUACACUAAGGUCUACUCCCGCGCUGGCCUCACCCUCAUGUGGAACCGGGAGGACUCGCUCACGCUGGAGCUGGACAGUAAAUUCCAGAACCACACGUGUGGCCUCUGUGGGGACUACAAUGGCCUGCAGACCCACUCUGAGUUCCUCUCAGACGGCUUGCCCUUCAGUGCUGUCCAGUUCGGGAACAUGCAGAAGAUCAACCAGCCUGACGUGGUGUGUGAUGAUCCCGAGGAGGUGGCGGCCCCCAAGUCCUGCUCUGAGCACCGCGCCGCGUGUGAGGAGUUGCUGACAGCCGCGGCCUUCGAGGGCUGCCUGGAGCUGGUGCCGCUGGAGCGGUACGUGCAGGCCUGCAUGCAGGACCGCUGCCAGUGCCCGAAGGGUGCCUCCUGCACCUGCAGCACCCUCGCCGAGUUCUCCCGCCAGUGCUCCCACGCCGGCGGGCGGCCCGGGAACUGGAGGACUGGGACGCUCUGCCCCAAGAGCUGCCCCGGGAACAUGGUCUACCUGGAGAGCGGCUCGCCCUGCAUGGACACCUGCUCCCACCUGGAGGUCAGCAGCCUGUGCGAGGAGCACCCCAUAGACGGCUGUUUCUGCCCCAAAGGCACCGUGUACGAUGACAUCAAGGGCAGCGGCUGCAUCCCCGUGAACCAGUGCCACUGCAAGCUGCACGGACACCUGUACAAGCCUGGCCAGCAGGUCACCAACAACUGCGAGCAGUGCGUCUGCAACGCUGGCCGCUGGGCCUGCGAAGACCUGCCGUGUCCCGGGACCUGCGCGCUGGAGGGCGGCUCCCACAUCACCACCUUCGACGGGAAGAGGUACACCUUCCAUGGGGACUGCUACUACGUGCUGACCAAGAGCGACCACAACGACUCCUACGCCCUCCUGGGCGAGCUGGCCCCCUGCGGCUCCAUGGAUAAGCAGACCUGCCUGAAGACGGUGGUGCUGCUGGCUGACAAGAAGCGGAACGUGGUGGCCUUCAAGUCGGACGGCAGCGUGCUGCUGAACGAGCAGCAGGUGAACCUGCCCCACGUGACAGCGAGCUUCUCCAUCUUCCAACCGUCCUCGUACCACCUCACGGUCAACACCGCCCUUGGCCUCAGGCUGCAGGUGCAGCUGGAGCCCGUCAUGCAGCUCUUCCUGACGCUGGACCAGGCGGCCCAGGGCAGCGUGCAGGGCCUCUGCGGGAACUUCAACGGCCAGGAGGGCGAUGACUACCAGACGGCCGGCGGGCUGGUGGAGGCCACGGGGGCCGGCUUUGCCAACACCUGGAAGGCCCAGUCGAGCUGUGGGGACAAGCAGGACUGGCUGGACGACCCCUGCUCCCUCAACAUCGAGAGCGCCAACUAUGCCGAGCACUGGUGCUCCCUGCUGAAGAACACAGAGACCCCCUUCGGCAGAUGCCACUCGGCUGUGGACCCAGCCGAGUAUUACAAGAGGUGCAAAUACGACACAUGCAACUGUGAGAACAACGAGGCCUGCCUGUGCGCCGCCCUGUCCUCCUACGCCCGUGCCUGCGCCGCCAAGGGCGUCACGCUGUGGGGCUGGAGGGAGCAAGUCUGUAACAGGGAGGUGGACUCCUGCUCCAACUCGCAGAUCUUCCUCUACAACCUGACCACCUGCCAGCAGACCUGCCGCUCGCUCUCUGAGGCUGACACCCACUGCCUCCAGGGCUUCACGCCCGUGGACGGCUGCGGCUGCCCCGACCACACCUUCCUGGACGAGAAGGGCCGCUGCGUGCCCCUGGCCAAGUGCUCCUGCUACCACCGUGGCCUCUACCUGGAGGCGGGGGCGGUGGUCCUGAGGCAGGAGGAGCGAUGCGUGUGCCGGAACGGGAGGCUGAACUGCGUUGCCAUCAAGCUGAUCGGCCCGAGCUGCAAAGCCCCAAAGAUCCACAUCGACUGCAACAACCGGACAGCGCUGGCCAUCCGGAACCCCCGCCCCGUCAGCUGCCAGACGCUGGCUGCCGGCUACUACCAGACAGAGUGUGUCAGUGGCUGUGUGUGCCCCGAAGGGCUGAUUGACGACGGCCGUGGUGGCUGCGUCGUGGAGGGGGACUGCCCGUGUGUGCACAACAACGACAUGUUCUCCCCCGGGGACAAGAUCAAGGUGGACUGCAACACCUGCACCUGCCAGAGAGGGCGCUGGGCAUGCACCCAGUCCAAGUGCCACGGCACCUGUGUCAUCCACGGGAGCGGCCACUACAUCACCUUUGACGGGAAGUACUACAACUUUGACGGACACUGCUCCUACGUGGCGGUUCAGGACUACUGCGGACAGACUUCCUCGCUGGGCUCCUUUAGCAUCAUCACCGAGAACGUCCCCUGCGGCACCACGGGCGUCACCUGUUCCAAGGCCAUCAAGAUCUUCAUUGGGAGGACAGAGCUGAAGCUGGAGGACAAACAGCACACAGUGAUCCAGCGCGACGUGGGCCACCACGUGGCCUACACCACACGGGAGGUGGGCCAGUACCUGGUGGUGGAGGCCAGCGUUGGCAUCAUCGUCAUCUGGGACAAGAAGACCACCAUCUUCAUCAAGCUGGCCCCCUCCUACAAGGGCACUGUGUGUGGCCUGUGCGGGAACUUCGACCAGCGCUCCAGCAACGACUUCACCACGCGGGACCACAUGGUGGUGGGGAGUGAGCUGGACUUCGGGAACAGCUGGAAGGAGGCCCCCACCUGCCCGGACGUGAGCGCCACCCCCGAGCCAUGCACCCUGAACCCGCACCGCCGCUCCUGGGCUGAGAAGCAGUGCAGCCUCAUCAAGAGCUCGGUCUUCAGCACCUGCCACAGCAAGGUGGACCCCAAACCCUUCUAUGAGGCCUGUGUCCAGGACUCAUGUUCCUGCGACACGGGUGGCGACUGCGAGUGCUUCUGCUCUGCCGUGGCCGCCUAUGCCCAGGAAUGCACCAAGGAGGGGGCCUGCGUGUUCUGGAGGACGCCGGACCUGUGCCCCAUAUUCUGCGACUACUACAACCCCCCGCACGAGUGUGAGUGGCAUUACGAGCCCUGUGGGAACCGCAGCUUCGAGACCUGCAGGACUGUCAACGGCAUCCACUCCAACAUCUCCGUGUCCUACCUGGAGGGCUGCUACCCCCGGUGCCCUAAGAACAGGCCCAUCUAUGAUGAGGACCUGAAGAAGUGCGUCACAAGAGACAGAUGUGGCUGCUAUGUCGAGGACACCCACUACCCACCUGGAGCAUCCGUUCCCACGGAAGACAUCUGCCAGUCUUGCGUGUGCACCGACUCCUCGCAGGUGGUCUGCCGGCCCGAGGAAGGGAAGAUUCUCAACUACACCCAGGAUGGCUUCUUCUGUUACUCGGAGACAUGUGGGCCCAAUGGGGCGGUGGAGAAGCACUUCAACAUCUGUACGACUACCUCACCACCCUCAUCCACCACCACGACCCCUGGCCCCUCCACCACCUCGACCACCACCGCCACCUCGACCACCACCUCGACCACCACCACCAUCCCCUCAACCACCACAGUGUUGGUCACCAAGCCUGCCUCUUGUUCCCUAGGGCCGUGCUGCUGGUCCGACUGGAUCAACGAGCAUCACCCCGGGACCGACAUUGACAGUGGAGACUGGGAGACGUUCGACAGGGUCUGCCGGGCCCCCGAGGACAUCCAGUGCAGGUCGGCCGUGGAGCCGCAGCUCGGCUUGGAGGAGCUCGGCCAGAGGGUGCGGUGCAACGUCUCGUCUGGGUUCAUCUGCAAGAACCAAGACCAGUUUGGAACCGGACCAUUUGAAGUCUGUUACGACUACGAGAUACGUGUCUUUUGUUGCCAGCCAAUGUAUGAGUGUCCUACAACCACCACCCCGGAGACGACAACCCCAACAACUACCCACACUACCACCACCACAGGGACCCCAACGCCAACUCCCACCAUCACCACCAUUACCUCCACAAGGCCCUCAACCCCAACACCCACCACGACCCCCACCACCACCUCGACCAUGACCACCACUCCGUGUAUGGAUGACUGCAUAUGGACUGGCUGGCUGGAUUCUGGUAAACCAGCAUUUACCAAACCGGACCACAACCUUCACCACUACUCCCACAACAGGGACCACGACCCCCGGCACUACCAGAACCGCGGAGACGCCAACACUAACCCCCACCACUACCACCACAAUGCCCACAACCCCCACCACUACACCAACCACAGGGCCCACGGCGCCCACCACAACCACGACCCCGGGGACCCCCACGCCAACCCCUACUGUCACCACCACAAUGUCCACAACGCCCACCAGUACUACCAUCCUGGGGACCCCCACACCAACAUCCACCGUCACCACUACAAGGACCACAACCUCCACCACUGUCCCCAUCACUAUCACCACGGUGUGGACCCCAACACCGACUCCCACCAUCACCACCACUACCUCCACAUGGCCCUCAACCCCAACACCCACUACGACCGCCACCACCACCUCGACCAUGACCACCACUCCGUUGCCCACAACCCCCACCACUACACCAACCACAGGGCCCACGGCGCCCACCACAACCAUGACCCCGGGGACCCCCACACCAACCCCUACUGUCACCACCACAACCCCACCUCGGGCACCCCAAUCCCCACUACUACCACCACACUGGGGACCCCAACUCCAACCCCCACCUUCACGAUCACAGAGACCACAACGCCCACCACACCUCCCACCCCAGGGACCCCAACCAUGACCACCAGCACUAUGACAACAGAGACCAGCACCCCUACCACUUCCUCUACCCCAGGGACCACAACCCCCACCUCUACCACCACCCCAGGGACCCCAACUCCCACGGCCACCACCACCUCAGGGACCACAACCCCCACCAUUACCUCCACCCUGGGGACAUCAACACUCACCCCCACCAUCACCUUCAGUACCUCCACAGAGACCCCCACCACCACCUCCACCACCACAGAGACCAAAACCCCAACCCCCAGCACCACCACAGGGACCACAACCACCACCACCAUCACCACCACUGAGACCCCAACCCCGACUCCAAGUGUCCUCACCACCAGCACGGAGACCCUGACUCCUACAGGCACAAGACCCACUGUCCACCUCCCCCUCCUCCACGGCAUCAACCACACUGCUGACCACCACCCCAACGAUCGUGGAGACAUCCAGCACACCUUGGCCCCCAACACCAACGGCACCAACGGUCACUACACCCUCUCGUCCGCCCAGCCCCGGCACCACCACUCCAGUGAGAGUGGUCUCCAGGAAGGUUCCAGCGGGCUUGGCACGCAGACCUCAGGUCCCACCCCCUCGAAGACCACACCCACCGGUGGGACCACCACCGGGCCCCCAUGGCCCACCACGGGACUCCCCUCCACACCCACUCCUGUGACUGUCUCAACAAUCACCAAGGGAACCCCCACCCUGACCUCGACCACGUCACCCACGCCGCAGACCACCAGCACCUCGACCACCAGUGUGCCCACCCCUACCUUGACCCCAUUUGGCACCACAAGCACCAUCAUCACCACCACCAGCAAGAUUGUCCCCUCCACCAUUGUCAUCUGCUGUGUUCUGAAUGACACGUACUACGCCCCAGGCGAGCUGGUGUACAAUGGCACGCAUGGAGACACCUGCUAUUAUGUGAACUGCUCGCUGAACUGCUCCCUCCAGUUUUUCAACUGGUCCUGCCCGUCCACACCCUCCCCAACACCCAGCCCAUCCGCGCCCACGCCCCAGCUGUCCACGACGCCCAGCCCAUCCACGCCCACGCCCCAGCUGUCCACGACGCCCAGCCCAUCCGCACCCACGCCCCAGCUGUCCACGACGCCCAGCACGCCAGCCACCACCAAGCCCCCUGGGUGCCUGGACUUUGACCCUCCCAGAAAGGUGAACGAGACGUGGUGGAUCUGUAACUGCACCAUGGCCACGUGCAAGCACGACAACACGGUGGAGAUCGUGCAGGUGGAGUGCAAGCCCCCGCCCAUGCCCACCUGCUCCAACAAUCUCAAGCCCGUGCGUGUCCUGGACCCCGACGGCUGCUGCUGGCACUGGGAGUGCGACUGCUACUGCACGGGCUGGGGGGACCCGCACUACACCACCUUCGACGGGCUCUACUACAGCUACCAGGGCAACUGCACGUACGUGCUGGUGGAGGAGGUCAACCCCACAGUGGACAACUUCGGGGUCUACAUCGACAAUUACCACUGUGACGUCAACGACCACGUGUCCUGCCCCCGCACGCUCAUCGUGCGCCACGAGACCCAGGAGGUGCUGCUCAAGACCGUGCAGAUGAUGCCGCUGACCGUGCAGGUGCGGGUCAACAAGCAGGCCGUGGCGCUGCCCUACAAGAAGUACGGGCUGCAGGUGUACGAAUCGGGCUUCAAGUAUGUGGUGGACAUCCCCGAGCUGGGCGCCCUCAUCUCCUACGACGGCCUCUCCUUCUCCAUCAGGCUGCCCUACCGCCUGUUCGGCAAUAACACCAAGGGCCAGUGUGGCACGUGCACCAACAACACCUCGGACGACUGCGUGCUGCCCAGCGGGGAGAUCAUCUCCACCUGUGAGGUCGCAGCUGACCAGUGGGUGGUGAAUGACCCCUCCAAGCCGCACUGUCCCCACUCCAGCUUCACCACCCAGCGCCCGGCUAUCACGACAGCGGGGGCCAGCGGCACCACCCUACGCAAGGGUUGUGCGUCUCCUCUCUGCGAGCUCAUCAAGGACAGCUUGUUCGCCGAGUGCCACGCCCUGCUGCCCCCCCAGCACUACUACGAUGCCUGCGUGUUCGACAGCUGCUUGGUGCCCGACUCGGGCCUGGAGUGCAUCAGCCUGCAGACCUAUGCGGCCCUCUGUGCCCGGGAGGGCGUCUGCAUCGACUGGCGGAACCACACCCACGGGGCCUGUUCGGUGACAUGCCCGUCUCACAGGGAGUACCGGGCCUGUGGUCCUGCGGAGGAGCCCACCUGCGAGUCCAGCUCCUCGCAGCAGAACAGCACCAGCCUGGUGGAGGGCUGUUUCUGUCCCGAGGGUACCGUCAACUACGCCCCUGGCUUUGAUGUCUGUGUGGAGUUCUGCGGCUGUGUGGGACCUGACAAUGUGCCAAGAAAGUUUGGGGAGCGCUUCAAGUUCGACUGCAAGGACUGCGUCUGCCUGGAGGGCGGAAGAGGCAUCAUCUGCCAGCCCAAGACAUGUCGCCAGAAGCCCCUCUCUCAGUGCGAGGAGGAUGGCACCUACCUGGUGAUGGAGGUUGACCCCGCCGACACCUGCUGCCACGUUACCUCCUGCAAGUGCAAUGCCAGCCUGUGCAAGGAGAACCCCCCCACAUGCUCUCUGGGAUUUGAGUUGAAGAGCGAGAUGGUAGCCGGAAGGUGCUGCCCCUCGUACUCGUGCGUGCCCAAAGGCGUGUGUGUUAUCGGGAAUGCUGAGUACCAGCCCGGUUCUCCAGUUUAUUCCUCCAAGUGCCAGAGCUGCGUCUGCACCACCAGCAGCAACAGCACCACACAGCUCAACGUCAUCUCCUGCACCCACGUGCCCUGCAGCACGUCCUGCAUCCCCGGCUACGAGCUCGUGGAGGCCCCUGGGGAGUGCUGCAUGAAGUGUGAGCAGACCCACUGCAUCAUCAACCGGCACAACAUCCAGUACAUUCUGAAGCCCGGGGACAUAAAGCAGGACCCCACCAACAACUGCACCUUCUUCAGCUGUGUUAAAAUCAACAACCAUCUCAUCUCUUCCCUCUCCGACAUCACCUGCCCUGACUUUGACCCCAGUAUCUGCCUCCCGGGCUCUGUCACACUCACGCCCAACGGCUGCUGCAAGACAUGCAUCCCCCGCAAUGAGACCAGGGCCCACUGUUCCACCAUCCCCAUCACCAAGAGGAUUUCACACGGCGGCUGCACCAAGUUGGUCACCAUGAAUUACUGCUCCGGCUCCUGCGGGACCUUCGCCAUGUACUCCGCGGAGGCCCAGGCGCUGGACCACAGGUGCAGCUGCUGCAAGGAAGAGCGCACCAGCCAGCGGAAGGUGAUGCUGGACUGCGCCCACGGCAGCUCGCUGAACUACACCUACACCCACAUCGAGAGCUGCCGCUGCCAGGACACCACAUGCGAGCUCCUGCCCACCGAGAACAGCGCCGCCGGCCGCCACAGGCGCUCCGCCCCCAGGGCCCUGGGUCCGUGA